Micropterus salmoides (largemouth bass) is the source of this 3500-nucleotide messenger RNA. RefSeq lists its product as uncharacterized. Gene Ontology annotation, cellular component: nucleus. The transcript has 3 exons. The record is from RefSeq and is a predicted model, not a curated record. Bases 124 to 3162 code for a protein of 1012 amino acids. Gene Ontology annotation, biological process: regulation of transcription by RNA polymerase II. Gene Ontology annotation, molecular function: protein binding; DNA-binding transcription factor activity, RNA polymerase II-specific; RNA polymerase II cis-regulatory region sequence-specific DNA binding. NCBI's taxonomy places the organism in Eukaryota, Metazoa, Chordata, Actinopteri, Centrarchiformes, Centrarchidae.
UAGUAGACUGGGACUAUAUAGCCUCCAUGGAGUUUCUUUUCUCCUUUCAACUGCAAGCAAGGCCUGGUAGGACACUGCACACCGCAAGAUAGAGGGCGUUUGUUGUUCCUCUCCAACUAUAAUAUGGAGGCAGCUAGUACCCACGCAGCAUCACUGCUGGCAAGUCUAAACCUCCAGAGAGAGCGUGGUCAGUUCUGUGACUGUGUGGUCACACAGAGACAGAGCCCGAGUCAGCUCUACCCAGCACACAGGUGUGUCCUGGCAGCUUCUAGUCCAGUGCUGGCAUCUAUCUUGUCUUCUACUGGUGCCCUGGUGGAACUGAAGGCUCCAUGUCUGUCGGACCCUGUACUGGCACUUCUUUUGGACUACAUUUACACAGGGGCUUUUCCGCACACUCAUAACCAGCAACAGUGCUACAGUCUGCUUACAGCUGCCUGCUACUUGCAGAUGGAUGAACUGCAGGAGGCUCUGAGGACUUGGAAACACAAUGAGGUGAAUGCUGGAGAUUAUACAAAUGCUUACACCGAGCCUGAGAAUCAGCCAUAUGAAGUCAUUAACAGUACUUGCAGUUUAAAUUCACCAGAGGGUGAGGGUCAUCAAUAUUCAGCUAAUGUGGACACACGUGAUGAAAUUCAAAUGCAGACAGCCAGUAAAGGUUUCUGUAUGAAAGACAUAGAAAUAGAUCCAUGUAGAAGUAGCAGUAAAAAUGGUAAAAACUGCUGCGGUAGAAAAGAUGCAAGCAAUAUAAGCACCUGUUGUGGUGCCUGUCAAAGCGCUGAAUGUAGUGUAAAUACAGGUACCUGCAGGCAAGCAACUUCACCUCAAAAUUUGAUUAACAAAAUCCCUCGCACCGCUAAAAUGCAUAGGGUGUCUAGAAUGGACACAGAGGUGCAAAUGGAUCAGUUUUGUUCAUCUGGCACUGUAAAACCAGAGACUUGGCAGAAGAGUGCAGCGGAAGAGGUAGUAAGAACUGGUGAGGACAGGAGUAGCUUGUAUUUACUCUGCCCUGCUGAGGUGCAAGAGGAAGAGACAAGCAGAGCCGAGUUGAUGGGUUUAACAUUGAAAAGUAAAGCGGAGGAGAAGCAAACUAACAGAGAAGAAGACGACAAGACUCGGGUACAUCACUCUCCCCUUUGUCUCUCAACCUCCCACCUUCGGGACAAUGUUUCUCCCUCACAGUGCUCCUCCUCAUACUCUUCCUCACCACCACAGGCGUGUUGUGGGGCAGUUCCUGUCAUACGUCACAUCAGUAGAGCAGAUAUGCUCCGCCUUGCAGGAGGGUCUACAGUGCCUCCUUUCCUCCCUGUCUCUCAGGCCACAAUCAGCUCCAGUGGUGACCCUGACUCACAAUUAGACAAAGACAGCAUUGUUGAAGGUAUUACCCCUAAACACAAAGGUCACACUGGAACACAAAGUUUGGAUAACAAGGAUAGAUCAAAUCAGUUUGCAAGACAGGAUUUAUGUUACAAAUCCAAUGCAGAUCAAUUGGACAUCCUAAAACAGGAUUACAACAGCAGCAACACAGAUCAGGAUGAACAUAUGGGCAAUGGAUUAUCCCACAUUACAGGUCACACAAAGCAUUUUAGGGAUGAUUCUUUUCCAGUGAAUAAGGAUUACCACAGUUUCACCAGAGGAUUAAAGUAUAGAACUGAUCUCAGCUUUGAUGAUUUCGCUUCCAAACAGCAGCGAUUGGAUUUCUCCGAUUGCUGCAUUGUUUCGAUGGAAACUGCAGCAGAGGAGCAGUCAAUUUACUCACAAGAUCAGAGAGCUGUAGUUUCACUUCCUGAACAGGACUCAGACACAGGAAGUGACUCUCAUCGUCAAGAUUUGUGUCCAGAGGGACAAGUGAAAGACAAACACAGUUACUCAAGUGGAUGUCAAGCUGAAAUGGAUGGACAGGACAGGCAGUGUAGCCUCUUCGGACCUAAGACGGAUUGGUACCCACACUUGCACAGAGUCAAGACAAACACAAAUGAUGCUGCCUCUUGCCAGCAUGAACGUGACCCAAACAACAAAGACACAGCUAUGACAGACAAAAGAUACAGGACUGAUGUUUAUCUCUCUGUCUCCAGCACACCACAGUCAUGUUUGGAUGAUGUCAGUGGCGGUUUCUUUGCCUUUAAACACUGCACACCUCUGGAACUUGAAAAGACCUCAGGCACUGAGACCACAGAGCCACACUUUACUUUUACAAUACCUGUGGACAACAACAUGUCUGGUCCCACGUAUAGUGCUGUGGGGCAGUCAUAUCGUGGCCAGCUUCAUUAUCACUGCCUACCACAGGAGAACAUUCACUUAUCACAUGGAGACUCUGAGCACCACUACUCCCACCCUAGCCACCUUGAUCAAUCAGGUCAGUCCAGUGAUGAUGAUGAUGAUGAUGAUGAUGAUGAUGAGCAGGUUGGUACCUUUGCCAUUCAAGCUCAAAGUCCUUUGAGCCAACACUUUGCUACAGGGACUACAGACCAGGUUGUACUGCUAGACAUUAGCGCCAAACCUGCUGAGUUGCUAGCGUCCUACAAACCCAGAUCUGACGAAGGAGAAAAAAGGGAUGCACUCGGCCACAAGGACACAUUUGGAAAUAGGUUUGGGCAAUGGAAUGAAGCAACAUCUGUAGCAGGGGUUGACAGUAGAAACAUUACAGCUUGGACAAAAUGUGGGGCUGAGAGUUUAGAUGAGGCUCGGUCUAAAUCUUGGGGUGCAGAAACAAAUGUUAAAGAAAGAAAAUCUGUUGGUAAAGAGCAAAGCAAGUCAGGAGCUCACAUUAAACAUAAAGCUGGGGUUGUGGAAGGUAAGAACCAGACCACUACCUUGACAGUCUGUUCACCUCCUAGUGUGCCAGAUUCUGUACAAGCCUCUGUGUCAUCUACCUUGUCUGUCAGCAUACCUUCUACCCUUUCAGCGAGCUUGCCAACAAAUAUAUCAGCUCAUCUGUCAACUCCUGUACACCACCAUUUACAGUGCUCUCUGUGCGACCGUUCCUUUAGCCAGCGAGGCUCUCUGAAUAGACAUGUGCGGAGUCACCUUGGCGUACGGCCCUUCCCCUGCCCCCGCUGCCCUAUGACCUUUUCUCGCCAGUACCGUGUCACAGAGCACAUGCGUGUUCACCAGCGCUGUGUCCUUGGGAGUGACUUUCAAAAGCCCCCUACUACAUCAAUUUGAGACAGCGAGGAGAUGCCACCAACAUGACAUUUAUUGUCCUGUCACUGAAGACCAGUAUCAUUCAAAUGUGUUGGUUUGUUUUUAAUUGCUCUGCACAAUGAAAAUGUCCUUCCACAUUUCGCAAAUAUAUAGAAUUAGGACAUUUCUGAGAUAAAGUUUUGAGAUUAAUUUCAGAUUUCAUGGGUAUCUAUGCCCUCAAGAGGCCAACAAUGGGAGUUAACCCUGAUAACACUGCAGUUCCAUGAAAAUCUGGCAUUCCAAAUAAGGACAAGGGGGAAAGAAAGAAAUGAACUAUAUGCUACCUGUCCAGCACCAAACAGCAGACAGACACAGUUAAC